GCCGGCAGCUGCCCCCAACCCCUGACAGCUGCCCCCAGCUCCCCACGGCGUCAGGACCGAGCAAAGGCCACGUGGCAGCUGCAAGGGGCCUCGGCUGCUGUGCACAGCUCCCGGUGUCAGGCCCCGGUGCUGGUAACGUGGCACGUGCCAGCAUCAGCGCCCGGAGAGGGAAAGUUACCGCUAAUGGGGCAGCAUAUCUGGACUGAACCGUUUGGUGAUAAGGGGGCUCGGGCAGGCAAUCCUGCUGGGGGGUGGGCAGGGCCCGAGCCCCAGCUCCUCCGCCCUCCCCCUCCUCUGCCCCCCACUUGGUCUGUUGUGGGGGGGCCCCGUGGAUUGAGGGGUGGGGGCUGGCUAGUGAGCAGUGGCCGCUGCUGACCCCCCCAGGCUGCAGGAGGCAGGCGGAGAAAGGAGAAGCCUGGGAAAGAAGCGUUAAUCCCUGUGCCCUCUGCCCCCUCAGUGCCUGGGCAAAGAACGGCAGUGCCAGCUGGCACCGGGCAAUGUCCCCAGCCCUGGAGGAAACACCCAGGGGCGUCGGUGAGCUGCAACGGAACCAAGGGGCCCUUCUCAAAGGUGCCUGCUCUGUGCCCCCCAGCACCUCCCGACUGCCUGGGCAGCGCAACCUUCUCCAUUCUUGCAUCAUGCCCCUUGCCGGGAGCCCUCAGCACCUGUUCCCGGCCGGGGGAGGCAGCACCCCCCAAUCCCCCCCAGCCAGCACCCUCCCCCGGGGCCCCAGGUGCCGGCCAAUCACAGCAGGCAGGAGGGCAGGGCCUGCCCCCAUGACUGACAAGUGCCUGGAGCCUGGACGGGCAGCACCUCAAGCCAAGCCCUGAGUCGGGCUCCCUCGGGCGAGCAGCACCCGUCUCAGCCCCUGGCACUGGGCAGCGGCCGUGGCGAGCAGCUCCUCGCAUGGCAGGGCGACGCGGGGCAGCCCGGGUGUGACAGCAGGAGGCAGACUGGCUGGGCAGAGCUCGGAGACAGAUCCUGAGGGCCUGGCACCGUCCCUACCCCCCUGCCGCCCUCGGUUCUAGAUGGCGCCUGGCUCCGGCGCACAGGGGGAGAGGAGCGGGCAGCCCCCAGGGGGUUGGCUAGCCCUGGCCGCCCUGGCCUUGCUGUGGGGAUCCUCGGUCCAGGGAGGAGGGAAGCCAGGGUGCCCCUCGUGCGGGAUGCCCACCCUGGAGCCGGGCACGGAGAGGCGCUUCCUGCUCGAGCUGGCCAAGCGGCAGAUCCUGGAGAAGCUGCACCUGAGCGAGAGGCCCAACGUCACCCAGCCGGUGCCCCGUGGAGCCGUCGCCAACGCCCUGCGGCACCUGCAUGUGGGCAAAGCCCGGCGGGACGGGCAGCCGGGGCCCUUCGCCCGCUGGGACGGCCCCGACGCCAAUGAGCUGGGCUAUGAGAUGAUCAGUUUUGCCAAGACAGAGUUCUCCUCGCCCUCCAGCACGGGCCUGCGUUUCCGGUUCAGCCGGGGCAGGGGCCAGGAUGUCCACAUCUUGCAGGCCCAGCUGUGGCUGUACGUCCGGGCCCCCCGGAGCGGGCUCUCCCCGGUCACGCUGCGGGUUUCCCUGGCGGGGGCGCUGCUGAGCGAGAGGCAGCUGGAGGCCCGGGCCAGCGGCUGGCACACCUUCGCCCUCCUGCCUGCGCUCCAGGCCUUCUUCCGCGGGCAGGAGAAGACGCUGAGGCUGGAGCUGGAGUGUCGCGGGUGCCAGGCGAACGCCACGGCCGGGAGCGACGCCGGCGGCUCCCACCAGCCCUUCCUGGUGGCCAAGGCCACGAUGCGGGAGCCAGGGCAGCGGCUGGCCAAACGCAGCCUGCGCUGCGACCAGACCUCCAGCCUGUGCUGCCGCAAAGACUAUUACGUGGACUUCCGGGACAUCGGGUGGAACGACUGGAUCAUCAAGCCAGAGGGCUACCAGAUCAACUACUGCAUGGGCCAGUGCCCGCCCCACGUGGCCAGCAGCCCGGGCAUGGCCUCCUCCUCCCACACGGCCGUGCUUAACCUGAUCCGGGCCCACAACACCCAGACGGGCGGGCAGUCCUGCUGCGUGCCCACACACCGCCGGCCCCUCUCCAUCCUCUACUUCGACCGCAACAGCAACAUCGUCAAGACCGACAUCCCGGACAUGAUCGUGGACGCUUGCGGGUGCAGCUAGGGGGGCACGGCUGCCCCUGGAGAGGUGGGGGACGGGGGGAAUCUCGCGGUGCUGGUCAGCAGGGUUGGCAUAGACUGCCCCGAUGCCCUCGGGCGCUGUUCGGGAGACGCGGGUCAGGGAUUGUUCUGGACUCUCACUCCCAGGAGGCUGGUUAACGUGAUACAUCUCUUGGGCGUGUGUGUCGGGGGGGGGGGGGGGAGGCAGCUGGCUACACCCUCCCUCCCCCCCAGCGCACGCACACAUUUCAAGCACAAGUGUGCAAGGAGGAAACCGGGCCAGGUGCCAAGUGGAGGAAAGGUCUCCGGGCCGGCUCGGGGCCAACGCCCCGCGGCACACGGCUCGGCUGCCCCAGCCGGGUAUUUCUAGAGCUGGGUGGAAAAUUUUGCCAAACAAAGCGGGUGGGUUCGUCUCACCGAGAACAUUUUGAUUUUCAGGGGAUUGGGCAGAAAACUAGCAAUUUCCAGCCGAGAAAAGGAACCUUUGGGCCCAAAAUGUCCGGUGUUGAGAUUUUCCGUUUCCCAGCUGACCGUUUUCCCCAGGUGCUUCCCAAGGGCCGUGGUGGAUCUCCCAAACCUGGCGCUUUGCCGGUCGAGCCGGGCUGGUGUCCGCUCCACCAGGCGUUACGCCCGGGGGGUGGCAAGACCCACGUGCAGGAAGAGGCCAGACAAGCCGGGCAUGGUUGGGAACAGCCCCUAAGACCGGUCAGUGCUUCGAAAGCCCCAAUUUGUCACCCCCAGAAGAUUCCCAUGGAAAAUGGUCUCCCAGGCUCUGGUCCUUUCACCCCUUUCUGGGGGGCUGCAGCCAAUCGCUGAGCAGGUCUCUGGGGUCCAGUCAGUUCUUCUCCCAGCCUAGGCCGGGCACCGGGCACCGGGCACCGCCCUGUUGACGGAGCUGGGACCCGCUUGGGUGCAGAUUCUCUAGCGACAUUUUUCUCAUUGCGGUGGCAGUUCUGCUGCCGUGGGACGGACAUAUUCAAUGCAUUGGGGGAGUGUUUACUGUAGGGCACCUCCCCAGGGUCGGAGCAGGGCACGGGGUGGUCGGGGAGGGGGAACCUGCCCCCCCGGUUCCCCACCCCGCCCUGCUGUGGAGCCUGGUGCCGAGUUUGCCUUUUUGUAUUUUCUUUUCGCACUAAUGUAAAAAAAUAUAUUUUAUUUUAUUUUAUUUUAUUAUUUCGAGCGACGUCUCCAAUAAAUGGGUG
Trachemys scripta elegans is the source of this 3345-nucleotide messenger RNA. It is a transcript of the gene INHBC, whose product is annotated as inhibin subunit beta C. The transcript has 2 exons. NCBI's taxonomy places the organism in Eukaryota, Metazoa, Chordata, Testudines, Emydidae. Gene Ontology annotation, molecular function: hormone activity; growth factor activity; cytokine activity. Gene Ontology annotation, biological process: SMAD protein signal transduction; BMP signaling pathway. Bases 1029 to 2147 code for a protein of 372 amino acids. Gene Ontology annotation, cellular component: extracellular region. The record is from RefSeq and is a predicted model, not a curated record.